GUGCUAAAUAGCAAACUGUAAAGAACGGUAAAGCAGUAUCAGCUGAUGGAUUAGGAAUAGGACAGGAAAGAAACCAGUCUGGUCCGGGUCGCAGCUGGGCAAGAUUGGGCUUUACGGAUAGUUGGCUAAUUCAGCUGUCACCUCGCGCAAUCAGAAAUGGAUUUUCGUGGUAAAAAGCAUGAACGUGGCAGCAACUGGUCUGACCAAGAGGUGGUGGAACUCUUACAGCUGUGGUCAGAUGAGUCUGUCCAAAUUGAACUUGAGAGCUGUCUUAGAAAUCAACAUGUUUUCAACCGCAUUGCUGAGGUGAUGCAAGGAAAGGGCAUCUUACGGACAGGGGAUCAGUGCAGGGAGAAGAUUAAAAAGUUAAAGCUUGAAUACCGUCGAAUAAAAGAAAACCAAAAGACUAUGCGUAGCGGGCGAAGCUGGAAGUUUUAUGAGGUGAUGGAUCGGGUGUUGACAAAUCGGCCGUCAAUCUCAUACUCUUCAGUAGGGGGCAACGUUAUUACUCACCAUGUCCUCCCGAGCACGACCGUAUCGGAUGCAUAUCUGCAUAGUCAGCAGACCUCAGCAUUCGGGACAGCGACAUCAGGCGCGUUCAUGUUCAAUCAUCCACCCAAGCCUGGAGAACUGAUGGAAAUCAAACGUGAGGACGUGAACUCCGAUGACGGCAUACUUAAUUCUGAUGUUGCAGCUCCUCCUGAGUUACUGUAUCAUAUCGGUUCUGACGACGAACACGAUGCCGACAGUAAAUCGGCUGGACUAGAUCCUGAGGACUUUACAGAUAUGGGACGAGGGGAAGGGGCAGCUCACAGCGGCUACUCCCCCUCAGGUUUCAGUGAUCAGCACAUGGCAGGCUCAUCUGGCACAGGGGUCUCCAUCACUCCAGGCCAGUCCACUGUGGUCAGGGACCGCACUAUCCAUGCUAACCAUGGGGAAGACUCUGGAAGGUCUGCCCCGCUUAGGCAGAGAAAGCGUCGCAGGGCGGGGCGAGGCGUCUGUGGGCGGGGUUUGCUGGAUGAAGCGCUUGUGAGUUUCCUGAACUGGCAGCGUUCAGCAGAGGAGCGUCUCCUGGCCCUUGAGGAGGUACGUUUGGAGAAGGAGGCGCAGGCAGAGGAGCGGAGGGAGCGGCAGGAGGAGAGACGGGCUGCUCAGGAGCGUGAGCACGAACUUCGCCUCCUCUCCAUUUUUGCCAAUGCUCUCACGUCUGCCAGGAGCGGAGAGGCACAGGGUCCACAGGUCGUCCCUGUACCUCUGGCCAAGGAACCAAUCAGUCCUCCCAGAAUCCCAGCCGUGCCCCACCCCCUUAACAAUACCAGCCCCAUCCAGCACAGCAAGUACCUGUCUCGCCGUGGCAACAGCAUCCACCAGCAUGUGGGAAUUCUGCAGGACGGCUACAGCUCGUAUCACACUGACAAAUAUGAUGAAAACAGCAAUCCAAAUGGUAUAAUCAACCUGGGGACCAGUGAGAACAAACUGUGCACUGAUCUUCUUCAGAAGCGCCUAACCCAACCUGACAUGCUCCAUAUUGAGUCUUCACUGCUGCAGUACCCAGACUGGAAGGGCCAUGGCUUUUUCAGAGAGGAAGUAGCCAAGUUCCUUUCUCAUUACUGUCGGUCUUCCAGUCCACUGAAGACUGAAAAUGUGGUGGUGAUGAAUGGCUGUGGAUCUCUCUUUUCAGCCAUGGCAGCUGUACUUUGUGACCCUGAGGAUGCAAUCCUCAUCCCUACCCCGUUCUACGGUGCAAUCAUGGAGGAUGUGAAUUUGUACAGCAGUGUUCAGCUUUACCAUGUUCAUCUAGACAGUCAGCCAUGUAACAGUGACGAUAGGCCCUUUAAGCUUACUGUAGAAAAACUGGAGACGGCACUGAUGAAGGCAAGGAAAGAGGGUGUGAAUGUCAGGGCCCUUAUCCUGAUAAACCCCCAUAAUCCACUUGGAGAGAUCUACACACCGCAGGAGAUGACCAGCUUCCUGGAAUUUGCCAAAAAGAAUGACUUGCAUGUGAUAGUGGAUGAGCUGUACAUGCUGUCUGUAUUUGAAGAGUCGGCCGUCUUCCACAGCAUCCUCAGCUUUGACAGGUUACCGGAUGCUCAGAGAACACAUGUUUUGUGGGGACUUAGCAAGGACUUUGCAUUGGCAGGCGUGAGGGCUGGCUUUGUGUAUUCAGAGAACAGAGAGCUGGUGGAAGCUCUGGAUCAGUUGGGCUGUUUCCACGGCGUCCCUGGUCCUACCCAGUACCAGAUGGCCCAGCUCCUCCAGGACCGCGACUGGAUCGAUGGAGAGUUCCUGCCAGAGAACAGGCUGAGGAUGCAGACAGCACACAGGUACCUGACAGGGGAGCUGAAGAGGAUGGGAAUUCCAUAUCUCCACAGAGAUGCCGGCUUCUUCAUCUGGGCAGACUUCCGGAAUUAUCUGCGGCAUCCCUCCUUCUCCGAGGAGUUGUGUGUGUGGAGAUGUUUCCUGAAACACAAAGUUCUGCUGAGCUGUGGUCAGGCCUUCAGCUGCUCCACACCGGGCUGGUUCAGGAUCAUCUUUACUGACCAGCAGCAGCGAUUACAGCUGGGUAUGCAGAGAGUACGGAAAGCUCUGGAAGAGCUGAAGGCCAAAGCACUUGAGUCAGACACAGAAAGAGAUACUAAGACACCUAAACACAACGCAAAAGAGACAACAACCAAUUCUGCGAUAGAAACUGCCUCAAAGACAUCGACCAUAAAAGAGUCUGAAGAGAGAAACACUACUGAGGCUGAUGCCAUCUCAUUGGCGGGGGAGGAGUUUGAAGUGUUGGACUGCCAGGCCAAUCAAACCCCUGAGAAGCUCGAUGACCUCAUAGGAGCGCUACGGGAACAGAUCCGCUCCUCUGAUUGGCUGGAAAAGAAUAGACCGGAAUUAUCUGCUGAUGAGGACCCCUCUCAGCUAGAUGUGUUUACUGAUCUAUUACAUAGAGCCAGAAUGUAGCAAAGUCCUCUCCAAAUAAUGAUCAAUAUCAGUAUCAUAUGAUGAUCAAUAUCCAUUGUUUCUUAUGGAACUUAUGAAGUAUUUGUGUUCUUGUUUUUUAAAAACAUUUUUAACCCUAAUUUUUGCCAUUGGUGAUGCAUCUCAUGAAACAUCUUUUGAUUUCUACUUUUGAUAUGGCUUUGUAUACUAGUUUUUUUAGUUUUUGUGCAAAAAUAAAAUCAAUUUUCUGUGUCAAACAACACAUCAGUUCCUUUAAGUAAAGUCUUGAUUUUUUUUUUCCUUUUGCAUUGUUGUACAAAUGAGUAUCGGGGCCCUGAGGAAAAAAAACCAAAACAGACUUUUUAUUCAAGGGUUCUGCUACUUUUGAAGUGUUUCAUAAACGUUUGGUGCUGUCCAUAUGGAAUGUGUUGAAGAAUGCCUUUACAAUCUGAUUAAAUGAAAUUCUUGUUUUGAA
Molecule: messenger RNA, 3409 nt
Organism: Chanos chanos (milkfish)
Lineage: Eukaryota; Metazoa; Chordata; Actinopteri; Gonorynchiformes; Chanidae
Gene: accs
Product: 1-aminocyclopropane-1-carboxylate synthase homolog (Arabidopsis)(non-functional)
Exons: 16
Coding region: 157-2955 (932 amino acids)
Biological process (GO): amino acid metabolic process; biosynthetic process
Molecular function (GO): pyridoxal phosphate binding; transaminase activity
Source: RefSeq, a predicted model, not a curated record